Messenger RNA from Aegilops tauschii subsp. strangulata, 435 nucleotides. RefSeq lists its product as uncharacterized. The record is from RefSeq and is a predicted model, not a curated record. NCBI's taxonomy places the organism in Eukaryota, Viridiplantae, Streptophyta, Magnoliopsida, Poales, Poaceae.
AUGUGGCGCGGGAUGUGGUCCUCGGGCCGCGGCACCCGCGGUGGCGACGCCCCCGAGCAGAAGCAGUGCGCCGCCACCAACGCCGUGAGGAAACGGAGCGCCCGAAGUGAAAAAAGAGCUGAAGGAGCUCCCGCCGCUCCGCGCUAUGAAGAGGGAGCCAGAGCUGGAGCGGCGGGGCGGUGGCGUCGUUGGGCCGGAGGAUUUCCUCCCCUUGCGGAGGCAGACGCCUUCGAGGUCGCCAUCCUCGUGCGCAGUGCGCGGGAGGAGGGGGAGGCGGAGCAGCGUCGUCGACAUGACUCCGACCUUUACAAAGUCCUCCUCGAGCAGGGGCUCACGAAGGCGAAGGAGUUCGACGACAGCUUGGCAGCAUGGCACUGCGAAGCCAAGGCGCAUGACGACAUCUACAUCGACCUCAGCUCCGACGAUGAGGACUGA